Messenger RNA from Danaus plexippus (monarch butterfly), 2438 nucleotides. RefSeq lists its product as uncharacterized. Gene Ontology annotation, molecular function: protein serine/threonine phosphatase inhibitor activity. The record is from RefSeq and is a predicted model, not a curated record. Bases 703 to 1272 code for a protein of 189 amino acids. The transcript has 5 exons. NCBI's taxonomy places the organism in Eukaryota, Metazoa, Arthropoda, Insecta, Lepidoptera, Nymphalidae.
ACCCCAAUUUUUUUUCUUGUUUCCUUCAUAUGGAUGGUUAUCGUCCAGCUUUCAAAAAAUCGAAUUUGAACACAUAACAAAAUCCAGGAAUUUUAUAAAAAUAUUACCGACUUAUUCUUAAGGAUACCCGGUGUUGGUUUAUCGUUAUUGUUUUGAACGUUUCUAUUGCGGCGGUUUGACAGGUCAGCCCUGAGCCUCUUUUUAGCUUUCUGUAUAGCGUAUUUUAUUUAAUUUUGUAUUUACUUUUUAUUUAGGCAUCAAAAGUAACAUUUAUGUAGACUUUAUAGCAGCAUACUUCAUGUUUUUAUUUGUUUCUAAGUGCACUUUCAGUGUUAUAUAAACACUAACAGUAGAGCGCGUACUAGGCAGUUCUUAUGCAUAUUAUAACUACACCAAACGUCAGUUGAUGAGUGUUGGCUGAAAGAUAAUGGAUGUGGACACUCCAAAUGUAUUAAAAAGGUGCAGCAGCGCACCGCUUAUCAAUGAGGUGGCUUCCACGGCUGCCACUUCGCCCACGACCAGUACAGCACCCAGCUGCUGAGUUCGCCAGUGGGUGCAGUGCACGUUUCUAACACUAGAACACUAGACUUAAUCAAUGAUCUGUGAUUUCAUAUGCACCUAUAAAGGAUUUCGUCAUUUAGACAGCUGCUUUGAUAAUGUAGUAAUAUACAUUUUAAAUAAGGGAGUACAUCGUUUUUCAGUAUGUUCAGCAACAGCAGUCUGCCUCGGACGAGAAGCAACAGCAUCAGUUGCAGUCCGAUGUCCACGGCUAUCAACUUGCCAGGAAGCUUUCAACGACACAACCCUCGCGUUAACCAGCUGCGGCUGGAGGAGUGUGCGGAUGUCAGCAACACUCGCGAGGUGGCUCACGAGCGGGAGGUCCACACCGCCAUGCAGAUGGGACAGUCCUGCGAAGACCUCACACUGAUGGGGGGACUCUCAAACUCGCCCACCAGAAUACAAAGGUGUCCACCCGUGGUGUCUCCCUCUCAAGCCCGCAAGUACACGACUCGCCGGAGUCUGUCUCCUAUCGCGCUGCGGGCGUCCAGCUUCAGCCCCACGAACCGCCUGCUGGCGGGCGGCAAGCGGCGAGGCGACGAGCCGGACUGUCCACUGGCCAAGCGCUCAUGUCCCGAGCGCCUGUCCCCGCCCACGCCGCCCACGCCGGACUCGGACAGUCUGGAGUGCACCUUCCGACCGGUCAGCCCGCGGCCCACGCCCAUGAGUCAGUCACCUCACCGCGACGACAGAAACCACAAGAACUCCAGCUAAUACUGUAGUGACCUGCGACUGUGAUGUUAGUGCUCGUAUGACGCGUCUCAGGAAUAACGAACUGUAAUAACAUUAGAACUGUUCUAUGUCUAGUUUCGAACCACCGAGGAGACGUCCGGGAGCGUUCAGUCUAAGAGUUAGUUCCUACUAGAACUCGGAGUAGUGUAUUCUUAGUGUAGAAAUGAAAAGCGAGUGCCCUUUAAAUAGCCAAAGCAUCCAAAACUUUAUUGUAAAUAUUAGGUGCGUUUUAUAUAUUGUAUAUAAUUUAGUUUCUAAGUGAACGUAGCCAUUAAUAUACAUAAUCUCAUAACGAGGAUGCGAAACGAGUUUCGAUCCUUUCAUCCCGCCUUUUGUUUAAUGUUAAUCAUUGUUACGCCCGCCCACGUUCAUACCAUGACUUAACCAGCAUUUAAUACUACUUGUGUCGCUCGACAUCAUCGCAGUAAUACUAUAAAGAUGACAGGUUAAAGGUUUGUAUGUAGCACGUGGAGUCUCUGCGGCCGUCGCCGCUGGUAGGGAGUGGGUUUGUGUCCUAACCGUCGUAAGCUCUGUAUUGUGUUCAUUAUUCACUUUGAAUAGUUUUUGUUGAUUGUACCAUAUUGGUAAGCUUUAUCCAUUGAAUGUUUUCGUUUGUAAGAAGCUUAGAUGUGAUCGCCCUUACCGCUUUCAUUCGAACUUUGUUUAACAGGGUAUAUAACUAUUGCGGUAGUUAGUUUUAGCCAUUUCUUAUAUUUACCAGUUCCACGUAACGAAGACGUCUAGGUAACUCGCCGUGUGCAAUGUGAGGACGUUCAAUGGAGUUAUUGUGAUAAGAUAUUUGAUAAUACGAAGGACUCGUCUCAUACAAAUGUUCAAAAUAAAUUGAGUACAUUCGAUUACCUCAAAUACAUUGAGUAUGAACUGUUAUGAUAUGCAUUUUUAUUUGUAAGGAUCGAAUGUUACAGCUCCAGUACUAAUUGUAUCCCGUAUCAAAUAGAUUUAAAUGAGAUCUCUUAUGAAAUGUGUAAGCCAAAUUUGUUAGGCUGGUUACCGACCCCAGGAGUAGUGUUGCAUGUUGGGCAACCGUACCUAUGUAUAAGUAGGUAUGUUUUAUAACUUUUGUAUCUGUAAUGGAGUCAAUGUGACAUUUGAAUUUUCAAAUGUGAUUAAAUCACAUCAUAAAUCGA